AUGAAAAAUGCAUCGUGGAAACUAUUCGCUGUUCGCUUCGUUUACGGCAGACAUCAACUAUGCGACUCGGAGAAAUCAGGUUCCAGUAUCGCCAGCGUGGUAGCAGGAAGCAAACCGACGAGAUCUUGGGACAAACCUCAAUUCGACGAUAUUGCACCGCGAAAUGUCACUGCCAUCGUCGGCCAGACGGCGGAGCUGAAUUGUUAUGUCAAGCAUCCGGGCGACCGUGUGGUCUCCUGGAUACGUAAGAGGGAUUUGCAUAUUCUGACGUCAUCGAUCCAUGCUUACACAGGAGACGCAAGAUUUUCCGUUAAGCACCCUGAAGCAUCCGACGAAUGGACGCUGAAGAUCAAUUACGUCCAACCGCGAGACGCCGGGGUUUACGAAUGCCAGGUUAACACCGAGCCCAAAAUGAACUUAGCCUUCAUGUUAAAAGUUGAAGAAAGUGCCCCUGUCCCUGCCACCACCACACCGAACGCCAUUCACCGGACGUUCAACUCAGCUGCUCAGGCAACAAUCUCGGGGCCGGAAGACGUCUACGUGAAGAAGGGUAGCACGAUAAGCCUCACGUGUGAAGUUAAUGUACGAAGUACGCCUCCCAGCAGCGUUUCGUGGCAUCACGGAGGUGCCGUGGUGGAUUUCGACAGUCCCAGGGGCGGUGUUUCCCUGGAGACGGAGAAAACGGAUACCGGCACGACGAGCAGACUACUGGUGACACAGGCCAGAUUGACCGACAGCGGAAAUUACACCUGCAUCCCUAGCAACGCGAACCCAGCGAGCGUAAUGGUCCACGUGCUGAAUGGUGAACAUCCAGCGGCAAUGCAGCAUGGUGGUAGUUGCGGUGUGGCCCCGACUAUUUUGCUCGCUAGCAUCACUCUCAUAGUCGCGAAUCUGCUAAGGUGAGCAGCCGUGUAGUGAAUCGCACAUCUUAAACGAGAAAAAAAAGGAAAGAAGUGUCAAACGCGUCGAGACGGUCACGAAAAUAUCGAAAGUAAACGCGGCGGCUGACACGAUGAUCGUGAAACGGAAAAAUCGGAAAAAUCGCCGACUACGAUAGAUCGCUUUUAAUUCACUCGUCGUUAUUACGUGCUGCCCGUAUCCGUUUGUCGAGUGCUUGGAAGUGACGAACGAGAGAACAAUACGGACGAUAUGCAGCGGACCAGAGUUCUGUGUGAGGGGCGCAGUGGCGGACAAUCUUUAACACGUACGUUUUUAACACGAAAAUCUCUGUCUUAGACUAUCUCUUCUUUUGUAUGAAAUCGUCGUGUUAAAUGCGAAAAGUGUGCCCAGAAGACCAUUCUCGAUUACAUAUUAAUGGCGUCAUGGUUGAUCGUAUACGCCAAAAGAAUUCUCUCGCACUUGUGCUUUUUAUUAAAUCGACAUGUGUUACAUGUGGCUCAACGAAUGUGCGUGAAUUCUCUUUAGUGAUGAAGAAAUUAUUCAUCUCUCGUAAUUUUGUUGCGAGAGCAAAAUUAGAAUUUGUAUUUUAAUUAAUUUAAUAAGGGCCUCGUAGAAUAUUCCACAUCGAUCAAUAGAGUCGUAAUGAGCUCGUCACGGAAUAAAAUCGGUCGCGAUUUCCAAUGUUUUCAAAUCGAGUAUCGAUGGCUGGAUCCGUUCGAUGGCUAUGAGAUAAUUAUUACAUAAAUUAAAGUUUAUAAUCUAACGAUUGUCAACUACUGGCGUAAUAAUUAUCAGAUAGUUAAAGCUCUCUUGUACAUAAAACAAUUAAUAAACGUAUAGGAUUUACCGCGACCUUGUUGUACAGUAUAAUGCACGUGCGAGAGUUGUCACGUGACUAACCAUCAUUUUCCGUCGCACCUUUCAUCUGGAUAUAUUGUAUAUAUUUUAUAUUAUUUAUAAUUAUAUAUUUUUUGAUUUAUAUGUGCUUAUGUACUUUUGCCCAGGUUCAACUUACUCGGCUUUUGUUAAACAUACAAUAUUAUUAAAAGACAAAAUAUUGAGAUAAAUCAAUUGUGAUAAUUUGUAAGUAUGAUGCACUGAUGUUAUUUCUUUAAAGAACUAUAAGAAUCAUUUAUUGUAAACAGAUAAGAAUUAAAUUUGAAUGCGAUAAUAUUAUAGUUAUAUAAAAAAUUGGAAAUUUAUAUAAGAAAAUAUUUUGUUUUUAGAAUAUGAAAUUUUAAUUGACUAAUGCAAUUACAAAAUUAAGGUCUCUUACGGAAUUUGCGUUCCAAAUAAGAUAUUUAACGUUAUUGAAAAUUUGUGACAACCCAAUUUUUGCUUCAAAACUUAUUUGAAAAAAAAAAAUGCAAAGGAAUAAUUUAUAAAAGAGUUUUUAUCUUAAAAAGAGAGUUAAUGCAUGCGCGCGUGUUACAUUUUAAAAGAAUUAGUUUCAACAUUUUGUAAACGAUUAAUUGAUUAUGAACUAAUCAAAGGCAUAAAAAGACGUCAUCGCAUGUGGAAAUUAAUUCUUUUUUUUAAUUUAUAAAACAUUAUUACAAAGGAUUUAUAAAAUAUGAUUGUUGUCAAAAUAUAAUUGUUUUAACAUCAGAAGAAUGUUUACAGUAUACGCGGUUAUCUCAUAAAAGAAUGAGCGAAUUAUGAAAACUGAUCGUCUUAGUAAUGGUAGUAGAUAGGGCUAUUCUCGAUAUGUUUCUGUUUGUUUAUUGCAAGCAGGUAUUUUAAAUACUAAAUGACUCGCAAGAUUGAUGCGUAUCUUGCUUUGUCGUUCAAUAAUCAAAAUGCCACACACAGGUAAUGUUUCUCCUCCAAUAUUAUUUAAUUUCCAGAAAUUUGUUCGAUUUUUGCUCUGAGAAUAUUAAAGUAAUUUUUUUUGAAAAUCAAAACGCGUCAAAAUAAAUUCUCCGAUUAAUCAAAAUAUAAUCAAAUUGACAUCAAUCGUUCAUGGAUAAUGGACAUUACAUUUUUAAAGCCUAUAAAACACAGAGCUCGUGUAUAGAUAAGAGAGUAUGAAAAGAUAAUAUGUACGUAUAUUUAAAUAGAUCAGUAAUAUAAGCGUUCGCAUUAUGUAUCAUGAUAAUAUUACGUCGAUAUACGGAAAGUAUAAUUCGAGAGAUCAAAAUAUAAGUAUAAGAGAAAUAAAAGUUCUUUUGCAAAAUUAAUAAAAAAUUGUCUUUACGAUAACUCAUUUAAACUUUCCAAAAUGUUGUUACAUUAUCACGCGGAAUUAAUUUAUUAUAUAUUGUUAAAAUAUAUUGCAACUAUUUGCAUUAAAAAAUAUAAAAGUUCAGAUGUUUUUAUACUGUUUAUUUAUACACAUUUUUUUCGUGUAAGUAAAUUUAAUAAUUUGUUAAGUAUCAAAAUUUUUCUUUUUAAAAACAAUUAUAAAGUGACUUACUGAUUAUUGCGUUUUGCAAGUAAAUUAAAUAAGUCUGUAUAUAAUUGACAUAAUUCCACGCUGUUAAAACUUCACUUUUCAUUAAUUUGAUCAUAAACUUUAUUCAUUAAUAUUAAAUUAUACAGUGGUCUUCCGACUUUAGUGUCGAUCUAAUCGCAUAUUUCCAUCAAAUUCUAGUAAAGAUAAAUGCUUAAUUAAUCGUUCCUCCAUUUAUUUCACUAAAGCUAUUAAAUCUUGAUUAUCUAAGCUACAAUAGUUAAGCAUCUUUUAAUGACUUUUUCGAAUAAUUUCUUGCAAUCUAAACCGUCUUCUCCGAGAAGAAAAGAAUACGAGAGAGAGAGAGCAAGACCCUAGAUCUGAUCAUUAAAUAAUCCAGUGUACGUAAUAUACGAUAUAGCGAUAAAUCAAUAGAUAGUAGGUUUAUUACAAAAUAUAAUGUAACACGAGUAAAGAAAUAUAUCAUAAUAAUUAACAUGUUAAGAUGCAAUUUCUUAGAAUAGAUUUUUUAUAACGUCGUAGCUCGGAAAAAAAUACAAGUUAAGAUCUACCAAUCGUUAGAGAUUGUCCAUCAUUUCUGAAACUUCAGAAAAAGUUAAAAUCGGAGGAGAAAUACCACGGUGCUAUCAUUUUAUGUAUAAUGUGUAUCAUAAUUUAUAUUGAUAUAUUAAAUAAAUGAACGAAUUCAAUUAACAAAAUUGAUAUGUACUCUGAACAAAAUUGCGAAUCACACUACGGUGCGGGGAGACUGAUUUGGAGUGCAAUCAUAUAAAAAGUGAUCAAGUGAAAAGUGAAAAAUUAAAUUUUUUUUAUGGAUUAAAAAAUGUGACGAAUUUUAUGAAUAAAAAAAUAUCUUCACACAUAGAACGAUUGCUGUGUGUAAAAUUCAAAUACAUAUUUAAUCAAGCUUAAUUUAAUUUAAAAAGACUUAUAUUUGCGAUGUUUCUCAUUUUGAUCGUUUUUUAGAAGAGUCCAUUGUAAUUUUUUGUAGCGAAAAGGUAUGUGGCUCAAUUGUGAAAUUUAAUAAUAAUAUUCCUGUGCGUAAAAAAUGAUCAAACAGAAAAGUAUCGAGAGGGGUAUACCUAUUUGUGAACUAGAUAAUCGAUAUCCGCGAUUCGCAUACUUACGGAGAAUGUUGCACAUUAUAUAGUUAAGAAAUUAGACUGCAUUGUACAUAUAAUUCAUAAUCGAUAAUAUAUUAUGUUAUAGAAAAACUUAAGCAUGAAUAAAAAAAGACAAGAUUAAAAACGCGCGAAAAUGCGAUAUAGAAUAUUAUAUUGUAAAAAUACCCAUCGACGUGGAUACUGUUUCAAUAAAUGUAAUGAUAAUAUAAAAAAAAAA
This is a messenger RNA of Formica exsecta, 4654 nucleotides long. RefSeq names its product basement membrane-specific heparan sulfate proteoglycan core protein-like. Bases 1 to 903 code for a protein of 300 amino acids. The transcript is spliced from 8 exons. Gene Ontology annotation, cellular component: neuron projection membrane. Gene Ontology annotation, biological process: synapse organization. The record is from RefSeq and is a predicted model, not a curated record. NCBI's taxonomy places the organism in Eukaryota, Metazoa, Arthropoda, Insecta, Hymenoptera, Formicidae.